This is a messenger RNA of Closterium sp. NIES-67, 682 nucleotides long. The record is from the annotation of a GenBank genome assembly. Lineage: Eukaryota; Viridiplantae; Streptophyta; Zygnematophyceae; Desmidiales; Closteriaceae.
CUUGCCUCUCUUCAUUUUCGCCAGCGUAACUGGGUACCGAGCAUUUUACACUUGGUCGGAUCCUAGAAUUAUGAGACGGGGGCUCUAAGUUUUGGUGAUCGCUUCUGUUGUAGGCAGUUGCUGACUCACCGUUGUACCGCAUUGGACUGAUUGUCUCCCCCUCGCGACGUACUAUGCCUGGUGUUACUAACGUCACCUCAAAGGAGCAGUGGGCGGAGAUCCUCGCGGGUGCUAACGAUGACGGCAGAACGGUCAUCGUCAAUUUUACCACGCAACGGUGCGGCGCUAGCAAGAUGAUCAGUCCUACUUUUGAGGGCUUCUCGAAUAAAUACACCGAUCUCGUCUUCCUUCAAGUCGAUGUCGACACUGUUGAGAACGUAGCAGAAGAGUGCAGCAUCUCCGCGACGCCGACCUUCCAGGUUUUUCAGGGUGGGGUGAAGGUGGCUGAACUUGUAGGGGCGAGGAAGGAGAACCUUGAAGCGUUUAUUAAGAGGAACAACUAAGACAUUGUUUUGGACCAAGUCAGGAGUCUUUGGGAAGGAUUCGAGUUACUGGUAAAAAUAUUUUGCAGCGGGCUGCUGGUGGUGUUUUUGGUAGUUCACAGGAUGCUAUGACCUGCUAAAAGGUAGUUUUUUGCCCCUAAGACCCUUCUCUCCAUCUCAUACUCCUUGCACUCAGGUUC